Messenger RNA from Medicago truncatula (barrel medic), 1261 nucleotides. RefSeq lists its product as uncharacterized. The transcript has a single exon. The record is from RefSeq and is a predicted model, not a curated record. Bases 197 to 982 code for a protein of 261 amino acids. NCBI's taxonomy places the organism in Eukaryota, Viridiplantae, Streptophyta, Magnoliopsida, Fabales, Fabaceae.
GUUUCACACCAAUAUUAUUCAAAUGUUAUACUAACUUCAAUACCAUUAGCAUUUGUUAAGAACUAGUUGUUUUCACACCCUCAAAAAAUUCAUCAACAAAUCAAUAUAUAUAAAUAGAGUUGAUCUAAUUAUCAGAACAAAAUCUCAAAUUCCAACCCUAAAGUUUCACUAGCCAGGUUCAAGUUGUACUCAUGUGAUGGAGAAACAACUUAAGGUGAAGAUAUUACCCGAAACAGCUCCAAAUCUCGCUUCGAAAUUUCAAAAUUUUCAAUUUAUCUCGACAAUGGAUCACAAAUCCAGCCAAGGAAAUGCAAAAAAAUGGGUAAGGCGUCAUGAUUGGAAGGCCGUUUCUUGCCCAACCAGCCCAACAAUAUCGAUGAAUCGAAAUGGGGACGAACUUUUCCCACCGUCCAUUAUGAAAUUUCGAAACUAUCCAUUCAGUCCAAUAAUGGAUCAUAAAUCCAGAUCACAGAAUUCAACUAAGUGGAUUAGGCCUCAUAGUUGGAAGGGGUCAGUUUCUUGCCCAAGCAGUCCAAUGGUAUCCAUGAUUGCAAACGCGGACGAGCUUUCCCCGCCUUCCACAUUUUUAAGAAACCAGGCAAAUUUUCAUAACCGUAGUUCAGGACGGUUAUCCAAAAAUGCAGCUUCCGAUGGCACAAAAGUUGUGCAUUUCGCGGAUGCAAACAUCCGAAAUCUUGUUGCGGCUAUGGAAAACUCCUCUCUUCCGAGUGAAACUAGAAAGCCCAUUUAUAAUGGUAGUAAAUGUACAAAGACUGAUUCGGAACCCACUUCACCAAAAAUAUCGUGCAUGGGAGAGAUCAAGCUUAAGAAGAGAAAGAAGAUAGAAAAAGCAAAAGACAGAGAAGAAAAGAAGCAUGUGACUAUGUUUCAAAGGUUGUUCAACUUUUUGAAGCCAAAAUCUGAGGUGAGGAGGAAAUCAAAUGCUUCUGCGCCUCAAGACAAUCAAGUAUGCCCCCUAUGAUGAUCAAAUUAUGAAGCAAGUAAUGAAAGGAUUCUGGUUUAAAAUAUUCCCAAAUUAAUACUGUCAAAAAUAUUCUCUCCAAUCCAUUGAUAUAGGUUUGAUGUAUAAAUCAUGCAUUAUUAGUUUAUUUUUUUAAAGAAAUAUGUUCACCUCUAAAAAAAAUAUUCAUUUUGUAUCAUAUAUUUACUGUAAAAUUAUGCAACAUAUACUUCCCUCUAUUUGAAAAAUAGAGAGGAUCCAACUAUUAGUAAUAAGAAGAUUCCAUAGUUCUUGAUCUAA